AUGUCCAAACUACAGUGGUUGAAUGUAUUCCUCACCGAGCGGCUAACAGCAGCUGCUAUGGAGAUUUUUGGGGCCGUGGAAAGAAGAAAAAAAAACGAUACUCGAGUACCAGGAAGAGAUCAUCCGUUUGAGACAGGAGAACAGUCGCCUACGGAGUAAUAACGCGGUGAUCCAACCAGAGAAGUUACCCCCAGACCCCCAGCAGCAGCAGCUCACGGUCUCCGUCUCUGAAGACGUUCUCCUGGACUUGAAGGAGCAGAGCCAGAGGUGGAGCCCCAGUCUGGGGCAGGAGGACCCAGAACCCACACAGAGUCAGACAGAGAAGGAACAGGACCCCAGGACCAGUCAGGAGGAAGCACAGCUACAACAACUGGAGUUUGAUAUCAUAUUGACUCCUGUCUAUCAUGUGGAAAAUGGCUUUGAGCAGGAACAACCUCAGCCCUUACACCUUGACCUGCCACAGACUGCUACUCAGAUCAAAUCAGAAGCUAAUGAAGUAAAAUGUAAUACAGACUGCACUUCAUGGGAGAAACUUGGCCAAGAUGGGUAUAAAUAUCCUCACACCCAACCAUUCCACCAGCUCACCAUGGACUUGACAGCCCAGCAACUCCACCAGCUCACCAUGGACUUGACAGCCCAGCAACUCCACCAGCUCACCAUGGACUUGACAGCCCAGUAACUCCACCAGCUCACCAUGGACUUGACAGCCCAGCAACUCCACCAGCUGAGGUAUCAAACGCGCAGAUCUACAGAGCUGUCAUGAAUCUGAGCCAUAUGACGGCUCGGGUGAAAGAUGACUUGAACUGUGUGGUUGGAGGUCUAAAAUUGGAAAUAGGAGGUCUGAAAAAAGAAGUCGGAGGGCUGAAAGAACACGUUGUCUCACUGAGAGACUCUCUUGAAAGAGAUGUUCAUCAGCUUGGCCCGGUACCGGCUAAGCGGAAGCGGGCCAGAAGCUCGCUAGUAGCAGAAACAGUGAGGCGGCUCCAUAAUUCCGUGGUGAAUCUGGUACACAGAUACCAGCCUAAGGAUAAAGUAAACUCCCCACACAACAAGAUGGUUUCCGCCUAUCUGAUUAGAGAGGCAUCCAAGGAAAGUUUGGGUGUGACUCAUGAUGUGCUCAGGGCUGCCAGUGUGACCUACUAUGAAACAGUCCGGCGGAACUUCCUGAUGCAGUUGCCAGAGAACCGUAAGAAGAGUGAAGAUACACGCAUCGACAAGCGAUGGCGCUCGAGGAGGAAGCGGCUGCUGGAUUCCAGAACUGCGAUGCUCCAGAGUCACGAGGAGAAGGAUCUUUGGGAAGGAGUGACAUCGGAGUUGAUGUCAGAUGAGGAAGACACCAUGGUGGAUGAUAAGCUGGUGUGGCUGGUGAAGCCUCCAGCGUUCCGGAGCAUGGAGCUGAGUGAGUUGUGUGCGGUGCUCCAGAACAGGCUUGAUAAGCACCCAAAGACAAAAGCACUGCCACGCACCCCCCGCCUCCCCAGUGGCUUAAUGUCUAUGAGGGAGCCUCCAAGGACCUUCCACCAGGACAGACAUGCACAGGCAGAUUUAAUAGAAGAACGCACCCCCUUAAUGCCGUCUGCUGGAGACAAUCAGCGAUUCAAUAGCCCUGGAGUGACCCUCUUAACUGUCAAAGAGGAGGAAGAGAUGGACUGA
Coregonus sp. 'balchen' is the source of this 1653-nucleotide messenger RNA. NCBI's taxonomy places the organism in Eukaryota, Metazoa, Chordata, Actinopteri, Salmoniformes, Salmonidae. The record is from the annotation of a GenBank genome assembly.